AUGGCCUCCACCACCACCACUACCACCACCACCACCACUUUUGACUUCGGCGCUUUCACCCACCCCCAGUCUCAACGCUCUGCUGCCGCCCAGCGCAUGCGCUCCUUCCUUCUUAUUCCACGCGGCCCACCCUUUCGUCCGCGAACGACUACUGCCCCUACUGCUACUCUUGCUGCCUCCACCACACAACGCACACAACGGCCCUUUGCUUUCCCUGUCAUCGAGGACGACGACAGCGCUAGCGACAGCGAGGGUUCAGUUUCGGACUGGGAGUCGGAUUCGGGGAGCGUCCAAACAGCGGCGACUAGUGUGGCCAGCUUCUCCUUGCCUGCUGUUCCUGCUGUAGCCAAGCCGACAACGACUGCGGCGACAAGGAAGCUGGUGACACAAUACCUCUACGAGGGCGGGCGCACGGGUGUCGUUAGUGGCGGGGUUAUGCUGGGUGGGCAGCGCCCCGCGGCAGUUAUUGCAGCAAAGUCUGUCCCUUCUCCCGCCCUGGUCAAGACGACCACCGGCCAGUCCGUGGCCAAAAACGCGAACAAGACGACGACCGGCUGGCGCGCUGCUUCAGCUACUAUGACUAGCUGGCGCCGUGCGUAA
Mycena indigotica is the source of this 600-nucleotide messenger RNA. RefSeq lists its product as uncharacterized. NCBI's taxonomy places the organism in Eukaryota, Fungi, Basidiomycota, Agaricomycetes, Agaricales, Mycenaceae. The transcript has a single exon. Bases 1 to 600 code for a protein of 199 amino acids. The record is from RefSeq and is a predicted model, not a curated record.